UCUCAAGGCGCUCGCCUCGGCGUUGCGUCCGCAGCGACACCGCCUCCGUUCCCUUCGUCGCCGCGCCAGCAGUCAACACCGCCGCCCCCGGUGACUCGUCGAAUGCGGCCGUUCCCAGGUCGCCGCCCGCCGUUGCCGCCACCGCCGUGACCAAAAGGGAUGCGCGUCGUCCCCUCAGCUUUUCUCCGUCGCGCCGCCUCGAUGUCCUCUCACUACAACCGCCAAGGAUCCUCGCGACCUCACCGCGGAUACUCCUCCCGCCCCCCGCCGCCUUCCGCCUACGCCGACGCCGAGCUCGUCAGCGGCGAUUCUUACCUCAGUACUGAGCCCGCUGCCAACGAUUCCGUCCGCCGCGGCGGGGGUCCUCGCGCGCCUCCACCGCAGUACAGGCACGGGCCGCAGUUCCAGCCGCCGCCGCCGUACGUAUAUGGCUACGGCCAACCUCAACCGCAGCCGCAGCCGCAGCUGCAGGUUCAGCCUUACGGGUUUGUGCCGUACAACUACAACCAUCCGCCGCAGACGCCGUUCCCAGGCUCUCAGUACGGCUAUGGGACUCCGAAUCAGUACGGUCACUGGCAUCCACAGCCAUACAGAGUUGUGCCACCGAAUGGAGGGUUCCUGCCACAGAAUGCUGGGUUCCGACCUGCGGCGCCGCAGCUGCAUCCAAGUCUGGCACAGUACAAACGAGAGUGGCGAUCUGUGCAGAAGCUGCCACCUCGCCAUGCUGAGAGGUUUAAGGUUCUGUCAUACAAUAUACUGGCGGACUAUCUGGCCCAGGAGCACCAAGAUCUUUAUAGAGACAUACCAUCAUUCAUCAUGGACUGGAACUGGCGUAAGAAUAGGAUAGGUUUAGAGAUCAGCUGGUGGCGUCCAGAUAUUAUAUGUUUUCAGGAGGUAGACAAAUUUACAGACCUUGAGCAAGAAAUGUCAGCCCGAGGAUAUAGCGGCAUAUGGAAGAUGCGGACCGGAAAUGCUGUUGAUGGAUGUGCCAUAUUUUGGAGGACAGCAAGGUUCCGGUUGUGUUAUAAAGAAGACAUUGAGUUCAAUAAGCUUGGGCUUCGGGAUAAUGUUGCACAGCUUUGUGUUUUAGAAUCGGUGUUUCGAAGAAAUGUGCAAACUGGGUCUACUCACUUAUCUACUAGCCCUAUCCAUCCGCAACAAGCCAAACAAGUUGUUAUAUGUAACAUUCAUGUUCUUUAUAAUCCGAAGAGAGGGGACAUAAAAGUUGGCCAGAUAAGGACACUGCUUGACCAAGCUUAUGCUACAUCUAAGAGGUGGAAUGAUGCUCCAGUAAUACUCUGUGGGGACUUCAACGCUACACCGAAGAGCCCGCUGUACAAUUUUAUAUUAGAGCAAAAGUUAAAUUUGUUUGGGCUUGCAAGAAAUGCUAUAUCAGGGCAGCAAACUAGUUCACAUGGGCUUUAUACUGGUUCUAACACAUCUCGUUAUACAUUCCGUCCACCUUUAUACACGACCAAUGGUAGAGAGGGAAGAAUAAUUACUCGAAAUGUCCAUAAGCAUCAAAGUGAAGCAAAAAGUUUGGUCAGAGAUUCUUGCCUUGCUGGAAGAGAACCUGUUUUGACCGCUACUGCUUCAACAUCUUGCUUUAACUCUGAAUCGAGUAAAUAUUUUGGCAACAAUAUAUCUUCUUCUGGCCCUAGUAAUCUUGACGAGCAAGGAUUAUCAAGCUGUUUCGCAGGACUUGCAAAGGAUGCCUGUAAUUCUGAUGGUGAAGCCCAUGCAAAGGCAACUGAACGUGAAGAAGGUGCGGCUGUUGACAGCUCCUCUGAAGAAUGUUCUGGAGGAAUCAAAGCUGAAUCAAAAGAACCUGACGUUGGUGGUGUCCAAUGUUCACAAACUGAUGUAUGUGAUGAGGCCUUCCAGUCAGAUUCAAGUGAAGCAAUUGAUAGCAGACACCUACUUUCAUCUGAAUUAUCUGGGCGUAUAGAUUCUGUCCGAGAAUUAAGAGGUGUUAGCAGUAAGGAUUCAAAUUCCCAGGGAGACUUGUCUGGGAGUGUGAUUUGUGAAGAUGUCACAGGUGGUUUUGAAGGAAAUAGUGUUCAAUCAGAUAUGUCUUUGAAUAUAUCAAAAGAAAACCCUGGUGAAAAGGAAAAGUGCAAUGAAUCUAUGUCUGGCCAUAACAAUUGUACAACUCCCGGGUCAGAAUCAUCCCAUUUCAGUGAUUCUCUAAAGUCUGCUGAUGCACGGGGUAAAAUGGGUAAUAUGAGAGUAGAAGAAGAAAUUAAUACAGGAUCUCCAGUAAAAUUAACACAUCAAAUAAAUAGUACUACUUCAGAUUCCUGUGGCAAUGAGUGUACUCCUGAAGUAAUCAACAACCAUUUAGACUUGUAUUCCUGUCCAGAAGAGUUUGGAAAUCAUGCUUGUUCUGUUGAGGAUGAUGUCGCAGCUAAUGAAAAUUUGUGCUCCAACGUGAUAUCUGACCCUACCUCCUUCAAAGAGUUCUCUGGUGAUAAUGAAUGCUUACAUGUGGAUAAUGAUCAGCUGCCAAAAAUUUCAAAUGGUUCACAACAUGCUCACAAGGUGGUUCCUUAUGGAGGGUACUAUAAUGAUCCAUACAGGUGGACAGUAGAUGAAAUAAAGGCUGCUACUGGGAAGGAAGAAUGUACUUAUGUGGAACAUAAUUUGAAAGUAAGGAGUGUCUACACAGAUGUGGAGGAUUUUAACGGGACAAAAGAUGCCAAUAAGGAGCCCUUGGUAACCAGUUACAACAGAAAAUUUAUGGGGACAGUGGACUACAUAUGGGCUUCUGAAGAUCUUCAGACUGUUAGCGUGCUAGAUACAUUUCCGGAAGUGAUUUUGAAGGAAGCUAAUGGAUUCCCCACAAAGAAAUGGGGAAGUGAUCAUAUCGCCUUGGUCUGCGAACUGGCGUUUAAGGAAUGAUGUUCAUGAGACUGUAAGAGAGGGAUUUCAGUGCCAUUGAAGGCACACACAUGACAAGACAACGGCUGCCUAGCACAAGCCUCAGGCGAAAUAAUCAUACCCAGAACAAUCGCUGAACAUUUCUCCAUCAAUCACAUUUAGUGUGUGUGUGUGUGUGUGUAUAUAUAUAUAUAGACACACACACACACACACACACACACAUGGAAACCAAAUUCCUGCUUUCUUAGGUCAAUGUAAGAGCUCGCUAGCAUUUUGUUUUUUACGGCAUGCUUCGUAAUUGUACAUGAGACAUAGGUCAAGUUUCUCAGUGUGAGCCCAGCAAUGGACAACUGCUGUUGGCUUGGAUGGACAAACUGCAGGCACCAUGGCUUAGCUUAAGAUGAUACUCUCUCUGUAACAUAAUAUAAGAAGUUUUUGACACUAUCAUGGUGUCAAAAAACGUCUUAUAUUAUGUUAUGGAGGGAGUAAGUUACAAUGUGAUUGGACUAAAAAGAAACCAUGCUAUGAAAAUCUGGAACAGUUGGUAGCUUUGAA
Messenger RNA from Triticum urartu, 3435 nucleotides. NCBI's taxonomy places the organism in Eukaryota, Viridiplantae, Streptophyta, Magnoliopsida, Poales, Poaceae. The record is from RefSeq and is a predicted model, not a curated record.